CAUGCUGGCAGUAACUCGAACCGUUUUCUCCGUUUUCACAAAGACUGGAAGUCAGAAAACUAUAGCGAGGAUGGACAAUCGUGCGGUGUUUUUUCUUCUCCACAUCUUGUCGGUUUUGCCGUUUUCUCUAGCGCAGGUUCCAGGACAGCAUACCCCGGAGCUGGCCACGCGAGGUCCCAACCUGUGUGAAUACGUGAACCCAGUGAGUAACGCUACAGAGUACCGAUGUUGUGACGAGUGGCAACAGUACGGGCACUUCUGUAUCGUCGGCGCCUGUGACGCGUCGGUAGCGAGCCUGUGUCACGCUGUAGGACAGGUCUGCGUCACCACCAACCAGUGCGGCUGCAUGCACGGAUGGAGCCCGAGGGUGCAAUGUCCGUGUCGGGAGGGUCGGUUCGGACCGAACUGCCUGUAUGAGUGUCUGUGUGAGCACGGGAAGUGUAGUCCCUCAGACGGACAGUGCACAUGUAACGCCGGGUGGAAGGGACUGCUGUGUGACAUCCCCUUAUGUCCCUUAGGUUAUUAUGGACCAGACUGCAAAAUCCGUUGCCCUGGCAACUGCAAGUCAUGCAACGCCGUGACAGGCAGCUGUCAAUCAUGUUACGCUGGUUUCUAUGGCAACAACUGCUUGAGACAGUGCGGUAACUGUGAAACGUGUAACAAGGAGACUGGAGUGUGCGAGGAGACGUGUCAGGAUGGGUGGAUGGGAGAAAACUGCGACAAGAAGUGUGCUCGAGGUACGUACGGGCGGAACUGUAAGAUGAUCUGCCCGGAGAACUGCCCGUACACGUGUAACCGGGUGAGCGGGAAGUGCCGACAGUGCGUGCCGGGGUUCUUCGGGCAGGCCUGCGAGAACCGCUGUCCGAAGGGCUGCAAAACCUGCUCCAUCCAGCAGGGGGUGUGCCUGGACUGCAAACCAGGGUUUGAGCUGUAUCAGGGAAGCUGUGAAGAGUGCCCAGCGGGAACGUACGACAAAGACUGCUCACAGCGGUGCCCGGAAAACUGUAAAGGGAAGCGCUGCAACAGGUUCACAGGGGGCUGCAAUGCCUGCCAGAAGGGCUGGAGGGGGCGCUUCUGCAACGAGACGGACGAGAACGUCAGACCCGCGCUGACUACUCCGGGAACGAGACUACCGUGCCAGUGUCGUAAUGGUGGAUGGUGUGACGUCACCAAAGGAAGUUGUGUCUGUUUAGCAGGAUACUUUGGGAAAAGUUGCGAAAACAUCUGUCCGGUCGGUCGCUACGGGCAACUGUGCGCCAGCCGGUGUCGGGGGUGUAAGUUCUGUGAUCACGUGACGGGGAAAUGUGACACCGGGCCGCCAUCAGAAAGAACAACGGUCUCCUCCAAUGACGUCACGGGGGCAACUCCAAGGACAAAGGCUCCUGUUCCUCCGUUAGGACUUCCAUCUACGGAAUUUCCAAGCCGAGUCACACCAUCCCCACCCUCUGACGACAAACCCGGGUCCUCUGAAGAGAAAUCUGAAUCCCCUGGUGAAACAACAUCCGGGCCCUCUGAUGAAACAUCCGGGAACUCUGGAGAAACAUCCGGGAACUCGGGUGAAACAUCCGGGUCCGCGAAGACCGCGCCCGACGGGACGGCCCAGCCCAGGACGAAGGAUGACGUCAACAUGCUGAUGAUCGCUGUCAUUGGUGUGGGCGUCGCCGCCAUCUUGGCGUUGCUGGUUGCCAUGGUGAUUUGCUUCCUCCACGUCAGGCGAAAGAGGAAACGUGAAAACGAGAGCACGAUGGAGAUGAACGCCCGGCGGAACCACCAGUGGGAGCGGGUAGGCGUGGCGCAGCCGUACAUCGUCCUCAAACUGCCGCCGCCUCCGCCCGAGGACGAGUACCACGACACGCCGGCAAACUCGGACAACGACAAAACCCAUGAGAACUGUACAGAUGCGAUGUCUACUACUUGCAGUGAUGACGAGGACGGCAGAGGGUUCUCUGACUCAGGGACACAGACUCUUCCAAGGAUGUCCGGAGGUUCUGAAAACACAGCUGGGGGCGCCGGGCAGCCGCCAGCGAAGAAGAAACGGACAAAAAGCACGAGUGACGCGUUAGACGACAAGACCACGGCUGGUCCCGCGUUUCUGUCCCGCAUCCUACCGCAACUACAUCGGCGAUCCAACGACAACCAAUCAAAGGCUGCUGAAGAUGAUGACUACGCUGCAGAGGACGAAGGCGACCAGGUGGACUCAAACCCUCCCAAGAGCGACACCUUGCGGCCUAAGCCGGCACCGCGCAAGGGACACCUCAACGACUAAGAC
Branchiostoma belcheri (Belcher's lancelet) is the source of this 2269-nucleotide messenger RNA. RefSeq names its product platelet endothelial aggregation receptor 1-like. NCBI's taxonomy places the organism in Eukaryota, Metazoa, Chordata, Leptocardii, Amphioxiformes, Branchiostomatidae. Bases 2 to 2266 code for a protein of 754 amino acids. The transcript has 15 exons. Gene Ontology annotation, molecular function: scavenger receptor activity. The record is from RefSeq and is a predicted model, not a curated record.